AUGACAAAAAAGGGCUCAAUUGAAGAUGCUGUUCAAGGCAAGGGAGUUCAUGUCGACGGCGACAAUCGUAUUUGCUGGGAUGAAGAUGCUGGCCAACACCCCCGGAAUUGGAGCUUUGGGACAAAGACAUACACUGCUGCUCUCAUAUGCUGGUUGGAGAUGUACAUGACGGCGAUCAGCUCUUCUGGGACAGCCACUGCAGACUCGGCACGAGAGGAGUACGGUGUCAGCAGAACGAUGGCCUAUUUCGUCUUCGUCACCAUAUACUUGUUGGGUCAAACCAUAGGUAGCAUCUUCUGCUCACCCAUCUCAGAAGUAUUCGGACGACGAACCAUAUACAUCAUUGCAGCAACGAUCUUCUGCAUCUCCUCGGCGAUAGUAGCCGCGGUGCCGUCAAUAAUCGGUGUAUACUUCGGUCGGUUCUUCCAAGGCGUGGCUGCGGCAAUUCCAGCGACUGUCGCUUUUGGCAACUUUGAUGACAUGUAUAAUGCUGAACAUAGGAUCUGGGUCGUCUACAUUUAUACCAUCCUCGGUAUGCUGGGACUAGCACUGGGCCCAAUUUACUCGACAUACAUCACUUCGAGCAUUGGCUGGCGCUGGGUAUACUACAUCUCUACAAUUGUCAUGGCUGCCACCGCUGCGGCAUGCAUCUUCACAAAGGAGUCAAACGCAAACCAAUUACUCGACAAGAUUAUCAAGGAAAUACGGGAAGAGACUGCUAUCGAAGAUGUCAAGUCUAGCAAUGUUGAGGGAGAAGGGUUUACAGUGGCCACGUUUGCGCAGAACGCUCUCUUCCGACCCUUGCAGUUCCUUGUAACAGAUCCCCUGGUCUUCUUCUGCGCCGUAUUAUGCGCCAUCGCUUUCGGUCUCAUUUACGGCUUGACAGAAUCACUUACCAUAGUCUACACCGCGCCGCCAUUCAACUUCUCACAGAACAGCUCCAGUCUCGCAUUUCUCGCCAUCGCGAUCGGCGAGGUGCUCAAUAUCCUCCCCCGGAUCUACGACGCCCACAUAUACAAGAAAUACCGCCGAACCCACCGGCGCAUCCUUCCAGAGAGCAAAAUCGCGUCGUUUGCAAUUGCGGCGCCAUCUCUUGCCAUCGGUCUAUGGCUUUUCGCCUGGACCAUUCCACCGCGGGUCACAAAUGUUCCUUGGCCUGUCAGCAUGAUUGGUCUGGUAAUGAUCGGAUUCAGUCUCAACGAUUUUAGUUACGUGCUUUUUGGAUACGCCACUGACAGCUAUGGAGAAUAUGCUGCUAGCGCUGUCAGUGCUAUCAGCUUGACGCGUACGUUGACUGCUGCGGUAUUUCCACUCUUCACGCAUCAGAUGUAUACGGGGUUGGGUAGUAAUGUUGCCACGAGCAUCUUAGCGGCGGUGGCGAGUCUCUUUGCCUUUACGCCAUUAUUAUUCUUGAAGUAUGGUUCGAGACUGAGGCAUCGAAGCAAGUUUGCGGCGGACGAUGAGCAAGCUCUGCAGCAGGAGAACCUCCAUAUGAAGGAUAAAGAGUAG
Molecule: messenger RNA, 1509 nt
Organism: Fusarium fujikuroi IMI 58289
Lineage: Eukaryota; Fungi; Ascomycota; Sordariomycetes; Hypocreales; Nectriaceae
Product: related to multidrug resistant protein
Exons: 4
Coding region: 1-1509 (502 amino acids)
Biological process (GO): transmembrane transport
Molecular function (GO): transmembrane transporter activity
Source: RefSeq, a predicted model, not a curated record